Messenger RNA from Meloidogyne enterolobii, 123 nucleotides. The record is from the annotation of a GenBank genome assembly. NCBI's taxonomy places the organism in Eukaryota, Metazoa, Nematoda, Chromadorea, Rhabditida, Meloidogynidae.
AUGGAUUUGAGUAAAACUAGUUAUUAUGGACAACCUUACGAUUACAAAUCUAUUUUGCAUUAUGACAGUCUAGCAUUUAGUAAAAACGGCCUCCCUACAAUGCUACCAAAAAAGACAGGUUAG